Lichtheimia ornata is the source of this 810-nucleotide messenger RNA. RefSeq lists its product as uncharacterized. Lineage: Eukaryota; Fungi; Mucoromycota; Mucoromycetes; Mucorales; Lichtheimiaceae. Bases 1 to 810 code for a protein of 269 amino acids. The record is from RefSeq and is a predicted model, not a curated record. The transcript is spliced from 10 exons.
AUGACGAAUUAUGUCAACGAUUUCCCAGAAGGCUUCUUCUUUAUUCGAUGCAAAGCAAAGCCAAUGGCACUCGAUGUCUACGGAGGUGGUAUGCUGAACGACUUUAAUAUCAUCAUUUGGCCCCAGAAAAUGGUCGAUAGUAUCAAUCAGCUUUGGAUGCAUGAAGAUGGCUUUUUGAUUAAUCGAAAAUCGGGUCUUGUACUGGACAUUCGUGGAGGCGAUAUUAAGCGUGACAAGGCCAUCAUCCAAUACGCACGUAAACCUGGACUUGCUCACAACCAACGAUGGAAAUACCAAGAUGGAUUCAUUUCUUCGGCAGCUUCUCCUCAUCUCGUGCUUGAUAUUCGUGGUGGAGACCAUAAAGAAGCAGCUCAAGUGUUUUUGAAUCACAAGGAUGCCACUAGCCCAACACAACAAUGGUUGAUUCAACCCUUUGAAGACGCAAAAUCCAAAGAAGAUCUGGCAUUGCUUCGACCACCACCAUUGCAGAAACAUCUGACCGAUUUUCCUCAGCCUGAGGAUUUGUGCGACUACCAUCGUUUGGUGUACCAUGAUCACAAGCCGAGCCCAUCUCCCAAACAAGUGGCAGGCGCAGCUGCUUUUGAGGCUAUGCGGAUCUAUCUUGCAACCCAAAAGGAAAAGGAUGAACCCGUCGUGACACCUCAAGCAAGAGACACAUUACAAACUUUGGUCAGGGAACAGAUUGCGGCAUUACAAGAUUUGAUUAGCGCCCAAGACAGAGGAGAAGUAUUACACACAGCCGAACAAGCUGCUUCUGGUUAUUUUGCUCGCGAAUUCGAAGGACAAUAA